AUGCAUCCUAUUUUAGGUGUGGGGACACUCCUGUUUGCUCUGGGUGCUGCCUACCGACCGCAGUGUCGCUAUCUGCCGGGGGACGUCCAAUGGCCGCGCCAGAAGCUCUGGGAUAGGCUAAAUGCCACGGUGGAUGGACGCCUCAUUGCAACAGCCCCUCUGGCCUCAGUGUGCCAUGAUCCGCAGUACAAUGAGACCGCAUGUGCGGUGCUGCAGGAGUGGUGGUCGUGGGCGCGAUAUCAUGAGAAUUCCCCCACCUCGGUCAUGACCCCCUGGUUCCAGGAUCAGGAAUGCAGCCCCUACACCUCGGUCUCAACACCAUGCCAGCUGGGCAAUCUGGUGGCGUAUUCGAUCAACGUUUCCAGCGCAGCCGAUGUGCAGGCAGGGGUCAAAUUUACCCGGGAGAACAACGUGCGCUUGGUCAUCAAGAAUACAGGACAUGAUUACAUGGGUAAAUCUACCGGGCAAGGGGGUUUGGGACUGUGGAUGCACAACCUCAAUGCCAUUGAAGUGCUGUCAGAUUAUAGCAGCCCCAGUUAUCAUGGACCAGCUCUCAAACUGGGAGCAGGGGAGGCGACUGUCCAAGCGUUGGAAUUACCGGGGGGAUUCACUCAAGGCGGCGGACACAGUAUCCUCAGCUCGCAGUAUGGACUGGGGGCCGACCAAGUGGUGGAGUGGGAGGUAGUAACAGCGACAGGGGUGCACCUUAUCGCGUCCCCCUCACAAAAUACUGACCUGUACUGGGCCCUGAGUGGUGGAGGUCCAGGAACGUAUGGAGUGGUCAUCUCGAUGACGGUCCGGGCUCAUUCGGACGCAGGCGUGGUGGGCGGAGCCAGUCUGAGCCUCUCAUCGACCGGUUUAGCGCCAUCCAUCUACUGGGGAGCCAUUCGCCAGUGGCAUGAGAUGCUGCUUCCUAUGACCAAUGCUGGAGCCACUGUCAAUUACCUGGUUACUUCGUCAGCCCUCACCGUCGAGGCAAUUACCCUGGUCAACGGCACCGCUGACGAUAUCCACACCCUCCUGCAGCCCUUCUUGGUCUAUCUCAAUCGGUCCAAUGUCACCCAGGCUGCUUAUACGGUCAAUACGACCACUUCCACCGACUUUCUAUCUCACUAUUUGCGAUAUUUUGGGCCAUUGCCCGACGGCGCCUUCGCUACCGCCCAAUUAAUCGGCGGCCGUCUCUUAAUGACCCUGGUGCAAAACAUUACUGUCUCCACACCCUUCUAUGUCGUUGGCUUUGCGGCCAAUCUCUCCAUUACGGCGUCCAGAAGUCCGGUCGCGUCCAACGCAGUGCUUCCCGCGUGGCGCGACACAGGGGUGUCACUUAUCCUGCCUUCGGUCUGGAAUUUUACCCUGCCUCGCUCCGUCGAAGUCCAACGCGAGCUACAGCUGACCGAAAAGCUGGAGCCGCAAUUGCGCAAGCUUACCCCGGGCAGCGGCGGCUACCUCAACGAGGCCAACUUCAUGCUGCGAACUUGGAAAGAGGAUUUCUACGGCGCAAACUACGACCGUUUGCGCGCAAUCAAGAAAAAAUACGACCCAGAGGAUCUAUUCUACGCGCUUACUGCCGUGGGCAGUGAUGCGUGGACGGUGGCUGACAAUGGGCGUAUGUGUCGAUCGUAG
Molecule: messenger RNA, 1623 nt
Organism: Penicillium chermesinum
Lineage: Eukaryota; Fungi; Ascomycota; Eurotiomycetes; Eurotiales; Aspergillaceae
Exons: 5
Coding region: 1-1623 (540 amino acids)
Molecular function (GO): FAD binding; oxidoreductase activity
Source: RefSeq, a predicted model, not a curated record